UCCAUAUUGGGACGGAAGCUGGCAGACCUGUGACAUUCACCGUUCGCAUGUCUAAGUUAACUAUUUAAAUAUCUAAAAAUGAACAUUAUACUGUCGUCUUUUUCCCGACUGCGUGGAAUAACACAUUUCACCAGCAUCCCUGCAAGGAACCUCGCUGUAACAGGCACCUCUCACCUUAGAUUAUUCAGCAACUGGAUUGUGCCAAGAGCAGCUGCAGGACCUCAGAUUUCCAGAUGUGGGCCGCUUUCUUCACAAGCUGAAGGUUCAGGAGUGUUUCAGCAGCUUCCGUGGCAAUACCAGCAGGUCCGGACACGGAAAAGAGGCUGUGAGUAUCAGCCCAAGAACAUCAAACGCAAGAGGACCCACGGCUGGAUCAAGAGGAUCAGCUCACGAGGCGGCAUCGAGGUGCUUUUGCGGCGCAUGUUUAAGGGACGAAAAUCACUCUCACACUGAAGAUUCCUAUUGGAAAGCUUGCACGACUUUCAGGAAGCAGACAUUGGAUCCAAAAUGCUGGUAGUGCGCAGCAAAGAACUUGUGUAUUGGGUUAACUGGUGAGACUGGGUGUGGGUUGGGUUUGGCAUUUCCUCUGCAUUAAUAAUGGGUGGGAGAUUUAAAACUGACCUUUCGACAGACAUGCUGCAUUUGCCUCAGGCAAAAAGAAGCCUGGUAGUUUUACCAAGUUAUGUUUGAUCCAUAAUGUUUUCACUAAAUAUUGAUUAUUGUAUUAUUUUCUUUUUUCCUUGAGUGAAAUUCAUUUGGUUCAAAGACAAAAUGUGUCUUUAAUAAUCGGUGUCAUCUUUAAAUGAAAACACAAACUAUGGUUGACUGAAAUAAAAACAAUUCCUGCAGAA
Messenger RNA from Dicentrarchus labrax (European seabass), 851 nucleotides. RefSeq names its product mitochondrial ribosomal protein L34 (gene mrpl34). The record is from RefSeq and is a predicted model, not a curated record. Bases 79 to 453 code for a protein of 124 amino acids. Gene Ontology annotation, cellular component: ribosome; mitochondrial large ribosomal subunit. NCBI's taxonomy places the organism in Eukaryota, Metazoa, Chordata, Actinopteri, Moronidae. Gene Ontology annotation, biological process: translation. Gene Ontology annotation, molecular function: structural constituent of ribosome. The transcript has 2 exons.